Molecule: messenger RNA, 348 nt
Organism: Endocarpon pusillum Z07020
Lineage: Eukaryota; Fungi; Ascomycota; Eurotiomycetes; Verrucariales; Verrucariaceae
Exons: 2
Coding region: 1-348 (115 amino acids)
Source: RefSeq, a predicted model, not a curated record
AUGGCUACCGCGUUGACAUUGGAAAACACGCCCACGGCAUCCAUUUGGGUGACCAAAUUGGAGGGACGAUCAAUUCCAAAGUCGCGGCCCGAACCGACUACGCGUGGCCACUAUUCCCAUAAUGCCCUCGUGCCCGCUCCUACCUUUGUCAAAGGACCGGCGUUGCACCAGAAACUCCGAGGUCAGCUCCACAACCCCACACCGGACGAAAAGCGGACACAGAGAAUUGUCGUCGUACAUGGCGCAGGCGGUGCAGGCAAGAGUCAGCUAGUGUCAAACUACGUCCAGGAGUAUCGUAGCGACUAUGCAGCGGUCUUCUGGCUCGAGGCGGCGAUGAAGGUGGGCUAA